Molecule: messenger RNA, 3541 nt
Organism: Phacochoerus africanus (Common warthog)
Lineage: Eukaryota; Metazoa; Chordata; Mammalia; Artiodactyla; Suidae
Product: voltage-dependent L-type calcium channel subunit alpha-1S-like
Exons: 27
Coding region: 1-3273 (1090 amino acids)
Biological process (GO): calcium ion import across plasma membrane
Cellular component (GO): voltage-gated calcium channel complex; membrane
Molecular function (GO): high voltage-gated calcium channel activity
Source: RefSeq, a predicted model, not a curated record
AUGGUGGGGGUGCUGAUGAUAGUGGUGAUGAUAGUGGCGGUGAUGGUAAUGGAGGUGAUGGUGCUGAUAAUGAAGAUGGUGAUGGGGAUGAUAGUGGUGCUGAUGAUGGUGAUGCCCCUGCCCUGUCACCAGAUCCUUGGGUAUUUUGACAUCGCGUUCACCUCUGUCUUCACUGUGGAGAUUGUCCUCAAGAUGACAGCCUACGGGGCCUUCCUGCAUAAGGGCUCCUUCUGCCGCAACUACUUCAACAUCUUGGACCUGGUGGUGGUGGCUGUGUCCCUCAUCUCCAUGGGCCUUGAGUCCAGCACCAUCUCCGUGGUGAAAAUACUGAGGGUGCUGAGGGUGCUCCGACCGCUCCGGGCCAUCAACAGAGCCAAAGGGCUGAAGCACGUGGUGCAGUGUGUGUUCGUGGCCAUCCGCACCAUCGGAAACAUCGUCCUGGUCACCACCCUCCUGCAGUUCAUGUUCGCGUGCAUCGGCGUCCAGCUCUUCAAGGGGAAGUUCUUCAGCUGCAACGACUUGUCCAAGAUGACGGAGGAGGAGUGCAAGGGCUACUACUAUGUGUACAAGGACGGGGACCCCACGCAGAUGGAGCUGCGGGCCCGCCAGUGGAUACACAACGACUUCCACUUCGACAACGUGCUCUCAGCGAUGAUGUCACUCUUCACAGUGUCCACCUUCGAGGGGUGGCCUGAGCUGCUGUACAAGGCCAUAGACUCUUACGAGGAGGACAAGGGCCCCGUGUACAACCACCGCGUGGAGAUGGCCAUCUUCUUCAUUAUCUACAUCAUCCUCAUCGCCUUCUUCAUGAUGAACAUCUUCGUGGGCUUUGUCAUCGUCACCUUCCAGGAGCAGGGCGAGACCGAGUAUAAGAACUGCGAGCUGAACAAGAACCAGCGCCAGUGUGUGCAGUACGCCCUGAAGGCCCGCCCCCUCCGGUGCUACAUCCCCAAAAACCCUUACCAGUACCAGGUGUGGUACGUGGUCACCUCCUCCUACUUCGAAUACCUCAUGUUCGCCCUCAUCAUGCUCAAUACCAUCUGCCUGGGCAUGCAGCACUACAACCAGUCGGAGCAGAUGGACCACAUCUCAGACAUCCUCAACGUGGCCUUCACCAUCAUCUUCACGCUGGAGAUGAUCCUCAAGCUCAUGGCAUUCAAGGCCAGGGGCUAUUUUGGGGACCCCUGGAACGUGUUUGACUUCCUGAUUGUCAUCGGCAGCAUCAUUGACGUCAUCCUCAGUGAGAUCGACACUUUCCUGGCCUCCAGCGGGGGACUGUAUUGCCUGGGUGGCGGCUGCGGGAACGUUGACCCCGACGAGAGUGCCCGCAUCUCCAGCGCCUUCUUCCGCCUGUUCCGGGUCAUGAGGCUGAUCAAGCUGCUGAGCCGCGCGGAGGGCGUGCGCACGCUGCUCUGGACCUUCAUCAAGUCCUUCCAGGCCCUGCCCUACGUGGCUCUGCUCAUCGUCAUGCUCUUCUUCAUCUAUGCUGUCAUCGGCAUGCAGAUGUUUGGGAAGAUCGCCAUGGUGGACGGAACCCAGAUAAACCGGAACAACAAUUUCCAGACCUUCCCCCAGGCCGUGCUGCUGCUCUUCAGGUGCGCCACGGGUGAGGCGUGGCAGGAGAUCCUGCUGGCCUGCAGGUACGGGCAGCUGUGCGACCCCGAGUCAGACUACCUCCCUGGGGAGGAAUAUACCUGCGGCACCGACUUCGCCUACUACUACUUCAUCAGCUUCUACAUGCUCUGUGCCUUCCUGAUCAUCAACCUCUUUGUGGCUGUGAUCAUGGACAAUUUUGACUACCUCACCCGGGACUGGUCCAUCCUGGGCCCACAUCACCUGGACGAGUUCAAGGCCAUCUGGGCAGAGUACGACCCGGAAGCUAAGGGCAGAAUCAAACACCUGGACGUGGUGACCCUGCUGAGAAGGAUCCAGCCCCCUCUGGGCUUUGGGAAGUUUUGUCCACACCGGGUGGCAUGUAAGCGGCUGGUGGGCAUGAAUAUGCCCCUGAACAGCGAUGGCUCGGUCACCUUCAACGCCACCCUCUUCGCCCUGGUCCGAACAGCGCUCAAGAUCAAGACGGAAGGUAACUUUGAGCAGGCCAACGAGGAGCUGAGGGCCAUUAUCAAGAAGAUCUGGAAGAGAACCAGCAUGAAGCUCCUGGACCAGGUCAUCCCGCCAAUUGGAGAUGACGAAGUGACAGUGGGGAAGUUCUACGCCACGUUUCUCAUCCAGGAGCACUUCCGGAAGUUCAUGAGGCGCCAGGAGGAGUAUUAUGGGUAUCGGCCCAAGAAGGACACCGUGCAGAUCCAGGCUGGACUGCGGACCAUUGAGGAGGAGGCAGCCCCUGAGAUCCGCCGCACCAUCUCAGGAGACCUGACCGCGGAGGAGGAGCUGGAGCGGGCCAUGGUGGAGGCCGCAAUGGAGGAAGGGAUAUUCCGGCGGACUGGAGGCCUGUUUGGCCAGGUGGACAACUUCCUGGACAGAACCAACUCUCUGCCCCCCCAUAUGGCCAACCAGAGGCCCCUCCAGUUUACUGAAAUCGAGAUGGAGGAGCUGGAGUCCCCCGUCUUCUUGGAGGACUUCCCUCAGCAUCCAAGCACCAACCCCCUUGCUCGCGCCAACACCAACAACGCCAACGCCAACGUUGCCAGUGGCAACAUCAGCCAUAGCAACAGCCAGGCAUUUACCAGCGUCUGCUAUGAAGAAGAGUUCCCAGGAGAGACAGAGACACCUGCUGCCAGAGGAGGAGCUUUCAGCCAGCCCCGGGGAGCCCUGGGACCCCGCAGCACCUCCCAUGUGGACAGGCCACAGGGACAGCUGGCCCAGAGACCCACGCCCGGAGCCCAGGCACCUCCCGCCCCCCGUCAGCACACAGGGGCCAAGACUCCGGUGCCCAAGGCAAGGAGCCACAUGCCAGGCUCCCUGCCUGAGGAAGUGCCCCCCAGAAGUAGGACCGAUGACGGAACCCCCCAGAACCCCGCUCCAGCCAUGGCCCUGCUGAUCCGAGAGGCUCUGGUUAGAGGGGGCCUGGACACCUUGGCAGCCGAUGCUAAUUUCGUCACGGCCACGGGCCAGGCCCUGGCGGAGGCCUGCCGAAUGGAGCCGGAGGAAGUGGAGGUGGCAGCAACAGAGCUUCUGAGGGGCCGGGACCAGGGAUGCCAGGCCUCGGAGGGCGUGGCCCAUGCCCACGGGCCCGCGGUGCCCUGGUCCUCCCUGGACAGCCUGGACCAGCUCCAGGGCUCGCGGGAGACACUCAUUCCCCGCAGGCUGUGAAGCCUGUGGUCCACAUGGGCUCAGAAUCCGUGAGACCAGGUGGGGGGCUGGGGUGGGGAGGGGGAGCCCAGCACAGAAGCCCCCCAACCCCACCAGCUAAGGGGACAGGCCGGGGGUUGGGGGGGUCAGGAACCACCUCAAGUCAGGAGGGAGCCUGACAGCCCCUCCCCCACCAGCCAGAGGCCUGAUUGGGUGGAGCUUCUGGUGCCACUGGAAGGGGCCCGGGCAGUGCCAACAGGAUAUUAAAGUCUCCAGGCCUGUGACAGGA